This is a messenger RNA of Corylus avellana, 1662 nucleotides long. Lineage: Eukaryota; Viridiplantae; Streptophyta; Magnoliopsida; Fagales; Betulaceae. The record is from RefSeq and is a predicted model, not a curated record.
AUGUUAGAUGCUCUCACCAAGAAGGUUGACGCUCUCGCUAUGAGCAAGUCCAUCAAUGAUGACAACGCAUUCAAUGUUGAUAGUUGUUCCAUCUGUGCUAGUCCUUUGCACUUAACACAGAAUUGUUCAUCUUUACUGGCUCUUGCUGAGUACCCUAUGGAACAAGUGAACGCUUUCAACGAUUAUCAGAAGCAGUCAAAUGGACCAUACUCUGAGACCUACAAUCCAGGGUGGCGGAACCACCCCAAUCUCUCGCGGAAGCAGAGCCAACUGAAUCAGGGAGGAGCACCUCAUCAUGCUCAUAAUCAAUACCCUCCCAAAUUUCAUGCACAUCAGCAAAAUCAAGGGCACUCGACUCAUCUAGCGCAACCUCCCGCAUUUCAAUCUACUACUCAAGUGCCUGCAUCUUCGUCACAAUCAGCUCUGGAAGGCACACUGAAGACAUUUAUUCAGACAAAUGGCCAGAUGAUACAAGAGCUCAAGAAUUCUACUAUGGUCAAUAGCCAGGCCAUACAGGAGGUUAAGAAUGCCAUCAUGGAACAAGUGCAGUCUAUUGUCACACUUAGGUCAGGGAGACAAGUGGACAAUAAAGUGAUUCAAGAAGAAGAGGACAAUGUUGUGCCACAAGGGCAAAAGAGUCGUAACAAUGAGGGGAGAGAUGUUGGGCCUCCUAAAGUUAUACCCAUUGUUGAUGAUUCGCCCAGGAGUUUUGUCCCAAAAGCUCCUUAUCCAGAAAGAUUGAAGGCCCCGAAGAAGAGUGCACAGUUUGCUAAAAUUUUGGAGCAAGUGCCUUCAUAUGCCAAGUUUUUGAAGGACUUGAUCACUGUCAAGAGAAGGACUAAUGUCCUGAAGAAGGUGUGUCUGACCGAGCAAGUCAACUCUAUCUUUCAGUGCAAGUUGCCCAUCAAGUAUAAGGACCUUGGGUGUCCUACCAUUUCUUCCAUGAUCGGGGACAACCGUGUGGAGAAAGCCCUUUUGGACUUAGGAGAUAGUGUAUAUCUUCUGCCUUAUUUGGUAUAUUUGCAGGUGGGUUUAAGAAAAUUGAAACCCACAUCAAUGAAGCUGCAGUUGGCAGACCGAUCAGUAAAAAUCCCAAGAGGAAUUGUUGAAGAUGUGCUGAUCAAGAUUGACAAAUUCUACUUCCCUAUCGACUUUAUAGUCCUUGACACGGAACCAGAACAGAAUGUUGGAAUUCAAAUAUCGAUGAUUUUAGGUCGACCUCUUUUAGCUACGGCUAACGCCCUAAUCAAUUGCAGGACUGGGGUAAUGAAGAUUACUUUUAGGAAUAUGAUAGUGGAGUUGAACAUUUUUGACAUCAAUAAGCAGCCAAUCAAAGAUGAUGAGAUCAGAAGUGUGUGCUUAAUUGAAGAGACAAAAGAUGAGAUUGCUAGCGAGUCAAACUUGGAGGACCCUAUGGGAGAGUGUUUCACUCACUUUGGAGAUGACCUGGACCUUGAGAGGUUAUGUGAGCUAGAUGGUGCUGUGUAUGAGCCAAAUAUUGAGGACCCUAAGGUGGAGUAUUUUGCUCAAUCUGGAGGUGAUCUAGACCUUGACAGAUUACUUGAACAAGUUGGUAUUUUCAGUGAGCCUAGUAUUGAGGACCCUGUGGUAGAAUGUUUUGCUCAGCCUGGGGAUAAUUUGGACCUUAAGCUGAGACUGUGA